Capsaspora owczarzaki ATCC 30864 is the source of this 1707-nucleotide messenger RNA. RefSeq names its product AprA. The transcript has 3 exons. Bases 30 to 1520 code for a protein of 496 amino acids. NCBI's taxonomy places the organism in Eukaryota, Filasterea, Ministeriida, Capsasporidae. The record is from RefSeq and is a predicted model, not a curated record.
UUGUUUUGCAUCAGAUUUUUUUUUUCACGAUGGUUUCGCGCGUGACUGCACUCGCAGUGACGGUGGCGCUGGCUGCCAUUGUCGCUGUUGCGGCCGCCACUCCGCUUGACGACUAUGUCAACAAGCCCGACUCGACGUACGCGUACAAGCUGGUCAACCAAGUCAAGGGCCCCGACUAUGUCACAUACAACAUUUUCAUGACCUCGCAGACGUGGCUCACGGCCAACGACACCAACAAGCCCGUUUGGACCCACUGGCUCCAAGUUUGCGUGCCGGACUACCCCGUGCACACGACUCUGGGUCUGCUGUACAUUGAUGGUGGCGGCUCGGCCAACGAGAACGGCAACGCCCCCGACCCAGAUGCUCUGGUGUCGAUCAUUUGCGGAACAUCGCGCGUUGUCGCGGCCCACCUGACCUCCAUCCCCAACGAGCCGAUUGUCUUCACCUCAGACCCGACCCAGGCCUCGCGCUCGGAGGAUGCCAUCAUUGCCUUCACCUGGGAGCACUUUAUCUUCAACAAGAACGACUCGUUCUGGCUCGCCCACCUGCCCAUGACCAAGGCGUCUGUGCGCGCCCUCGACACGAUGACCUCGUUUGUCGGCUCGCUCGGCGGCAAGGCGAUUGCUCCGACCCAGUUCAUUGUUGCUGGCGCCUCCAAGCGCGGAUGGACCACCUGGCUCACCGGCGCCGUCGACAAGCGCGUCGUUGGGAUUGUCCCGAUCGUCUCCCCCUUCGGCAACCUCGUUCCCCAGAUGAACACCAUGUUCCAGGCCUACGGCAACUUUUCCUUUGCCCUUGACGACUACAUGAACGCUGGAUGCAUCCACUACCUCAACACCCAGAGCUUUGUCGAUCUCCUCGCUGCUCUCGAUCCCCUCAACUAUGCCGACCGCCUUGUCAUGCCCAAGCUGAUUGUCUGCGACACUGGUGACGAGUUCUUCCUGCCCGAUAGCAUCGACUACAUGUGGAGCGGCCUCAAGGGCGAAAAGCUCUUCCGUGUUGUGCCCAACGCCGAGCACUCGCUCACGGGCCACCAGCUGGAGGUUGCUGACCAGGUCCUCUCAUUUGUGGAAACCAUGAUUUACAACCACCCCCGCCCCCAGGCCGAUUGGGAGAUUUCCGCCGACGGCACCACCAUUACCUAUCGCCACCUCAGCCCCCAGGUCUUGCCCACCAAGGUCGUCAUGUACCACAACCACCACCCCGGCCCAGCUCGCGACUUCCGCAUCAUCAAGUGCGCCAACUUCAAGGACCCCAAGUGCAUUGAUGUCCGUCUCUGGCUCUCCCAAGAGCUUGUCGACCAAGGCAACGGCGUGUACAUUGCUCAGCAAGUUGCGCCCCAAGUCGGCUACACUGGCUUCUUCAUUGAGGCCGAGUACAACAUUUCGCUCAUUGCCCUCGUCGACCCCUUCAAGGUGACGUCGGGUGUCUCCAUUCUCCCGCAAACGCUGCCCUACCCUCCUUGCGGCUCGAACUGCGCCUGGCCGGAUCCGACCGCCGACGUCGAGCGUUUCGAGUGAUGAUUUCUUUUUUCCCCCCCCCCUUCCUGCAGAGUAGGAUUUUGAUUUGUUUUGCUUUGUUUUUGUCUUGAUUGUGAUUUGUUGUUGAAAGUAAACAGAGCAUCCCGGCAGCGGGGUUGUGUUUUUUUCCAAUGAAUGAAUGGUUACUCUGGAAUUUCUUUGCGAUUGACGAUCGACCGACUCAUCG